Molecule: messenger RNA, 402 nt
Organism: Brassica oleracea var. oleracea
Lineage: Eukaryota; Viridiplantae; Streptophyta; Magnoliopsida; Brassicales; Brassicaceae
Exons: 2
Coding region: 1-402 (133 amino acids)
Source: RefSeq, a predicted model, not a curated record
AUGUCGGUGAUGAAGCAUCCGAACAAGAAGCUCAAGAUCUUGGUAAAGAUUCUGCCUCGCCGCAGUUCAGCUCUUGCCUUCGUACUUUCAACCGGAGAUAUGGCUGACAUGCUACACAAAGCUAUUGGAGCAAUGUCGAUUGAAGAGGAAACACCACUCACGCUACCCGAUGAACCAAGAUUUAGGGUUAUUGAUGAGAAUGAACUUAGUAUUCUGGGACGUCUGUUGAACUCAGAGUGUCAAUCCAUGGCGAGAAUGAUUUACUACAUGCCUACUGCCUGGAGAGUCUACGGACGUGUUCGUGGAAUUGCGUUCUCUAGGGACCGCUUUCAGUUCGUUUUCCAACGAGAAGAGGAUCUGGUUACUGUGCUGAAGGAUAGACCCUGGUCCUAUAAUCAUUGA